Molecule: messenger RNA, 3144 nt
Organism: Arctia plantaginis
Lineage: Eukaryota; Metazoa; Arthropoda; Insecta; Lepidoptera; Erebidae
Source: the annotation of a GenBank genome assembly
AUGUUCCAGAUUCGAGUUGUGUGCUCAUUAAUAGCGGUGGUUUUAACAACCUUUAGCCAGGCUUCAGGUUAUGACAUGUUGAUCUCGCCGUGUCCGAAAGUGUUUAAAUACGAGGUCCAAGUAGUAAAUCAUCAACCGUUAGCAAAAAGGUGGUACGGUGUUGUCAACCUAGCUACGAACGUGACUUACCAUGCUCUAUGGUUGAAUAUUAUCUUGGACAGAAAAGCUGAUAUACUUGGGAGCUGGAUUGGUGAAGUGACUUCAAAAGACAACAUAGAUUUUAUGAUUGAAAACUUAAACAUAACAAUUCAGCCAGAACAAAAAAGAACGGCUUGUUUCUUUGUACAAUACAGUAGCGACUUUCAACCAAAAGUGACGGCUAUUUUCAUCAAUGGCAGAGAAGUAUGUCAUGCUUACAAUUAUACUGAUGCUAAAGCGGACAAACCAAUUUCAAGAUUGAACAAUAAUGGUGGCAAUAAUAAAAGUCGUAUUAAAUCGGCUGAAAGAACAGUAGCAGUGCCUAUUAUAGAAAAUAUUUCCAACAAAGCACAUCACAGUAAGAAAAUCAUUAGAACAACAACUUCUAAACCAAAUUAUCAUAUACAAACAACGACAAAAAGAACACAAACAACAACUAGAAAGACAAAACACAUAAACCCAGUACAUGUAACACCUAAAAGUAAAACAAAGUUGUUCUUUUUAAAGAAACCGAAAAAUAAUCAACAAUCAUUUGUUGUAAUAAUUGGUAAUUCCACUUGUUUCUCCUGUAAAUCUAAUGUAAGGGACGAAAGCACAAAAAUAAAUAAUACAGUAAAGGGACCGACUGUUACUAUACAGCAAGAACAUAAUAAGGAUAAGAACUUGCAACUUAAUAUUCAAACAUUUAACAACUUGCAUACAGUGAAAAAUGCAAAUUUAACGACUGACAUUUUGACUUCACGGAAGAUUAAAGGUGUCUACAGGUCAAAAACAGAUAAUAAUAAAAAAUCUGACAGUUUAAAAACAUCAACAAAUGCAUAUCUAACGACUGAUGCUUCGACUACAAGGAAGAUAAUAGAUGACAGCUCAAAGAUAGUAAAUAAUGAAAGAUUUGAAAGUUUGCAAACAGCGCAAACUACAAUUAUAACGACUUAUAUUUCAACUACAACGCAGAUCAAAGGUGACAACAGGCCAACGACUGGUAAUCAAAGAAUUGUAAAUUUGCAUACUACGGACAAAGCAAAUUUAACGACUGAAAUUUCAACUACAACGAAGAUAAAUGGCGACGACAAGCUAAAGAUAAAUAAUAAUGGAAGAUUUAACGAUUUGCAUACUACGGGCAACGCAAAUUUAACAACUGAAAUUUCAACUACAAUGAAGAUAAAUGGCGACGACAAGCUAAAGAUAAAUAAUAAUGGAAGAUUUAACGAUUUGCAUACUACGGGCAACGCAAAUUUAACAACUGAAAUUUCAACUACAAUGAAGAUAAAUGGCGACGACAGGCUAAAGAUAGAUAAUAAUCAAAGAUUUGGCAAUUUGCAUAUAACGGGCAAUGAAAAUUUAACGACGCAAAUUUUGACUACAAUGAAGAUAAAAGAUGACAACAGGCCAAAGACAAAUAAUAAUCAAAGAUUUGACAAUUUGGGAACAACGAGAAAUGUAAAUUUAACAGCUCAAAUUUCAACUAAAACGAAGAUAAAAGGUGACGACAGGCCAAAGAUAGAUAAUAAUGAAAGAUUUGAUAAUUUGCAAACAGGGCAAAAUGUGUAUACAACUGAAAUUUCGACCACAAGGAAGAUAAAAGAUAGUCACAUAUUAAAGAUACCUAAUAAUCGUAAACAUAAUAGCUUACAGACAACACCAACCCUAUUUACAACGGUUAGUAUUUCGACUACAAGGAAAAUGAAGAGUGAUGACAGGUCAAAUUUAGGGAAUAAUCAUAGAUUUGACAGUUUGCAAAAAGGACCAAAUGUGUUUAUAACGACUAAUAUUUCGACUACAAGGCAAAUAAAAGGUGAUGACAGAAGGAACAGAAGGACAAAUAAUGACAGUGGAUUUGACAACUUGCAAGCAGCAACAAACCGAUAUAUAAUGACUGAUACUUCAAGUUCAAAGAAAACAAAAGUUGGAGGUGGGUCAGACGAUUUUGAAGUAGAAAAUAAUGAAGAUGGAUUAGAUACAUUAGGUGUAAUAGGACUUCCAGAAACUUCAGUAAGACCUGAAAUAGAUACAAUAUCUGACACAAUUUCAUCGUCUGAUCGACAACCUGAUAUUAGAGACAUUUUCAGAGAACCUACAUUAGACGAAGAAGAAGAAAUACAUAAAAAUGGGGAUCGGGCUGUCAUUCCUUCGAACUUUGACCCAGAGCCUUCAUGUGGAAAGGUUUUGAAAACACGACAACUGCACUUACCCUAUGGCUCCAGUACAUCCGAGGGCCAAUGGCCCUGGCAAGUAGCUAUUUACCAGCAACGGUCUGUAGACCUGAAAUACAUUUGCGGAGGUACCCUGGUGUCCCAACGUCAUGUCGUCACGGCAGCACAUUGUGUCACGAGGAAAAGGACUAUGAGCCUUGUGCAUACGAAAACUAUAACUGUCUACCUGGGCAAGUUCAACCUCAGGCUUUCUGUUGAAGGAGUGCAGAUUAGAUUUGUAAAAGGCAUAAGAGUUCAUCCUGAGUAUAAUUCGACGACCUUUAGCCGGGACUUGGCUAUCUUAGAGCUUCGGAGUGCAGCAGAUAUCACAGACUUGGUGAGACCUGUGUGUCUUUGGCCCGAGGACGAGAUAGGCCUAGAAAAUGUUGUUGGACAAACUGGCUCGGUAGUUGGCUGGAGUUUUGAAGAUUCUAGUUUAACUAAUGCUGAACUACAUCUUACGGAGAUGCCGGUGUUUGACCAUGACACCUGCAUCAGCGCCUUCGAUAAUUUCUAUGAGACGUUGCUGUCUGAUUACACGUAUUGCGCGGGAUACAGACAGGGUACAGAUACAUGCAAUAGUAACGACAGCGGUGGUGGCAUGGUGUUUAAGAAAGGCAAAUCCUGGUACCUUCGAGGUAUCGUGUCUGUUUCAAUAUCCUUGCAGAACGAACAUCGUUGCGACUCAAAACACUUCAUUGUUUUCACUGAUAUUGCAAAAUUCAUACCAUGGAUCAGGGAUUAUAUAGACUGA